This is a messenger RNA of Cercopithifilaria johnstoni, 1911 nucleotides long. The record is from the annotation of a GenBank genome assembly. NCBI's taxonomy places the organism in Eukaryota, Metazoa, Nematoda, Chromadorea, Rhabditida, Onchocercidae.
AUGACUAAAGAGAAAGAAAAGCAAGAAGAAACUGAAAUUCAAACAAUUCAUCCAAACAAAGAGCAAUUAACUCGGCGGUAUGCGUUGGUACCUGAGCAGCAAAGCAUCCAACAAGAUGAUGCUGAGAGGCAAGGUUGUUCGGAUAAUGUAAUUAUUGUACCACACCUGAAGAUAUCUCCCAAUGAUUCACAACUUUUCAGUCGAGCAAUAAGUUCCGGAGGUGGACUAUUGGCUGAUUUACAAAGGGCAACAAUUGCAACUCAAGCAUUUUAUGCCGAUGCAAAUGAGCAAUCAAGGACCAGAUCACCAUGGAUUCUGAAGCGAUUGUAUGAAUGGUCGCAUCGAGCCAAGAGGCGAGAAAUAAUAAAACACGUGCAAGCAGCAUUGGAAACAUCCGGAGAUCAUGAAUUUGAUGAUGAAGAAUUAGAAAAAUUACUUCUGCUCAAGUGGGAUGAAAUAUUUGCUGUUAAUGUGGAAAAUUUGGAAUCGAUAGAUAAAAAGCGUUUACAAGCAGUGUGGGAGUUAUUUCAUAAAGAACUGAUAUUCCUACGCAAGCAACUCCUCGUUUUAAGAAAUGUUUACAAGGAACCGUUGAAAAAAUGUCAGGUUGAAGGAUGUUUGUUAACUGUGGAACCGGAUUUACUUUUCGGAAAUCUUGAUCAAAUAUGCCGGAUAAGUUGGUCAUUUUGUAAGUCAUUUCUUAGAAUAUUGAAUGAAGCUGGCGCUGUCAACAAAAAUAGUAGUUACAGUACAACUAAUCUUGUUGUGAAAUUGUUCGAGCGGUUCUCCAAAGGACCAUCAACAAUAUCUGCUUAUCAGGCAUACUGCAUCAAUUACAAAGCUACAGUGGAAUAUUUAGGAUUAAUACGAGAAAAAGAGGAACGCUUCACAGAAUUUGAACGGGUAUGUCUAACAGAUCCGCGCUGUGAACGUCUACAACUGGAAGAUUUGCUAAUAGCGCCAUUACAGCAUAUUACAAGGCUGCCUAUUCUGUUGAAAGAAAUUCACAAAUAUACCAAAGAUAGUGACGACAAAGAACGGAUUGAAAAAGUUAUCGAAAACAUGAACGAAUCAUUGAGAUCGAUAGAUGAUUCCGUUCAAUGGUUGCACAAUUUUGAACGAUUACAGCAGCUACAAAAUUCUGUCAUUUGGCCAUCAAUCAUUGAAUUGGAAACACGAACGUUUAUUCCAGAGUUCUUGCGAAUAGCGCUAUCCAGACAAUUUUGCGAGAAUCUUUUAGCACAUCCAAGAAGGAAAUUAAUCCUUGAGGGUCAUCUAGAGCUUGUUGAAAACGGUAGAACAUGUGACUGUUAUGCGUUCUUAUUCAACGAUAUGUUUCUACUAACAAAAAUGAAGAAAUGCACGAAAAUUAAAAAAGGUACGACACAGUUGACGAAAUCAGAACAAUACGUUGUCCAAAAGCAGCCAAUACCGUUGGAUUCUUGUGUCUUCUGUGAUGCUGAUUCUAACGAUUCUACUACCAGUAUGUCAUUAAAAUUUGCAUUUGUGAUUAUACAUCUCACACGGUACUACCAAGUGGUAUCGAUUUUUACCUUGCAGGCUGCUAAUAAGCUCGAUAAAGAGUUAUGGAUUGGAAAAUUCCAAGAAUCAAUUGAAAAGUAUGAAUCGAUCCAGUUGAAAGAUAUGUUAAAAUGUACCCCACUUUACUCCAGUUUAUCCUUGCGGUGUUGUUCAUCAUCUCGUCUAAUGCAACUGAAUACCCGCUGUAAAAAUCCCAGUGAUGUAAAACCAUCACAUUCCAGUGAACAACUGAAGGAAGCGACAGAGAACGAAGCAGUGCAAACAGAUCAUCGACACAAAUCGAAAUCAGUGGAUGCUACUAUUAAUAUUCAUAGUUCGAAAUCGUCAUCAGAUAUAAGGGCAAUACAGCUCGGCGUUGAAACUAUUUGA